Messenger RNA from Phaethon lepturus (White-tailed tropicbird), 201 nucleotides. RefSeq names its product interferon alpha-inducible protein 27-like protein 2A. Lineage: Eukaryota; Metazoa; Chordata; Aves; Phaethontiformes; Phaethontidae. The transcript is spliced from 2 exons. Gene Ontology annotation, cellular component: membrane; mitochondrion. The annotation marks the transcript as partial. The record is from RefSeq and is a predicted model, not a curated record. Gene Ontology annotation, biological process: apoptotic signaling pathway.
AACUUGUCGGCCCUGCCGUCGGAGUGGCCAUAGGGAUUGGACUCAGUGUGACAGUGGUGCCGGCAGCCCUGUAUGCUCUGGGCUUCACCAAAGCAGGAAUUGCAGCUGGAUCCGUGGCCGCCAGAAUGAUGUCUCUAGCUGCCAUUGCCAAUGGUGGGAAAGUGGCUGCCGGGAGCUUCGUGGCCAUAGGGCAAUCGUUCG